CUGUUUUCGGAUCGGAAACAUACACAUACGAGCCGAAAGUGCAAAUUAAUAGGCGAUCGCAGCGAUCCAUACGAUCUAUACGAUCCAACUUCAUUUCAGGCGCAGUCGUCGGCGGAAGCAGCACGCAAGUGGAGUCUCCGGUUUUCCAAGUCAAUCCGGCACGCGCUUACGGCUUUGUUAGUUAGUUUUCGCCACCGUCGGCGAGGCAUGUGAUACGGCAAAGGGCGGCCGCUCUAGUAAACCUAAUCAGCAAACUAAAGAUACAUUAAGCUCUGUAAUACUAAGUGAAACCAUAAGAAGAUGAGUGAGCAGACCAAGGAAAUCGAAGCUCUGCCGCCCACCCUGCAGGACUUCAAGGCUCCCGAUCUGCCAUCCAACAAGCCAGUGCUCUUCUUUCAUCCGUACAACUUCCAUGCGCAAAAAGUUCUUAUGGUUCUCUACGAGAAGAGGAUCGACUUCUUUCCCUAUGUGGUGGACCUGUGCAAUGGCGAGCAGUACUCCAACUGGUUCCUAAACCUCAAUCCCAAGGGCGAUGUGCCAGUGCUCCAGGACGGCGCCCUCGUCAUUCCCAGCUCGACGCACAUCAUCAACUAUGUGGAGAGCAAAUUCCGCGGCGAUCGAUCGCUGAAGCCAGCGCACAACUCCAAGGAGUUCGACCAGAUGUUGGUCUUCGAGCAGGCCAUUGCCCGCCUUCCGGUGGGAACACUCAGCCUGGGUUCCUUCAUGCACGACGACCUGAAGCUGGUGCCCAAGGCGCCCUUCAUCGGACCCGUGCGCCAGUCCUGCCUGAAAAACAAUGAAAAGGUGCUGGAACUACUGCGCCACUCGGUGGACGAUCAGGCGACCAACAAAGCAACGCUGCAGCACAAGCUGGACAUUCAGUUGCGUCGCCUCGAGCUUGCCUCCUCGCGCGAGGAUUUCCAGAAGGUCCUGGACGCCGUGCGGCACUUCCUACUCUACGUGGAGCAGGAGCUUUCCGCCCAGGCGCCGCGCAGCGAGUGGCUGACCGGCGACGAGCUGAACGUGGCGGAUAUCUCGCUGGGACUGCUGCUGCAUCGACUGUAUCAGCUGGGAUUCGAGAAUCAGUUUUGGACGUUUGGGAAGCUGCCGCAGGUGGAGGCCUACUUCCUGCGCUUCCGGCAGCGCGAGUCCUUCCACCGCCUGCAGCCGAGCAACUUUGCCAUACUGCGCGAAAUGUGGACGCGAACGCCGGGCAACUAUAAGCUAGGAGCGGGUGCCGGCUUCCUGGUGGGGCACAUAUAAACACACGAACAUAAGAACGCUUAAAGCUACGCACUGCUGAUGAAGGAUGCUGGGGUGUUGUCAUGGUAAGAGUCGGCGGUGGAGGAGGAUGAGGAGCUGAACGCGAUCCAGU
Messenger RNA from Drosophila teissieri, 1375 nucleotides. It is a transcript of the gene Gdap1, whose product is annotated as ganglioside-induced differentiation-associated protein 1. The coding region runs from base 301 to 1263 and encodes 320 amino acids. The record is from RefSeq and is a predicted model, not a curated record. NCBI's taxonomy places the organism in Eukaryota, Metazoa, Arthropoda, Insecta, Diptera, Drosophilidae. The transcript is spliced from 5 exons. Gene Ontology annotation, cellular component: mitochondrial outer membrane. Gene Ontology annotation, biological process: mitochondrial fission; mitochondrial fusion.